Coniophora puteana RWD-64-598 SS2 is the source of this 492-nucleotide messenger RNA. RefSeq lists its product as uncharacterized. The transcript has a single exon. The record is from RefSeq and is a predicted model, not a curated record. The annotation marks the transcript as partial. Lineage: Eukaryota; Fungi; Basidiomycota; Agaricomycetes; Boletales; Coniophoraceae.
UUCGGAAAGCUCAUCGUGUUUCUUCCCGUCGAUAACGUGCAUGGGAAGGUGACGCUUCGACAUGAUGACAAAAAGUGGAAAGUGGACGUGCUCGAGACCCAGCCAUCUGCUCGGCCCGCCGCCAUCACGUACAUUGGCUUCCUCAACGACGUUCGGUGCAAUAUGCGGGUUGGCCACGGCGGAUCUGUCGUCGUACUCACCUAUGUGCUGUCUUUCGACGAUCUGAACGAUUUCGACCCUUCGCCUUCACCUACCUCGUCUCCGAGCGAGGAGGCAAUCAAGCAUACAUUGAAGAAGGUUGUAGCGGACACAAGCGUGCUUCCGAACGGCGGAUACAUCGGCUUCGGUCUCCGCCACUACGUACCAGUCAAGAGGGGAGCAGACGCAAAGGCAUACAGCAACCUCCUUGUAGGCAAAGAUGCGGAACUGAAGCACGCGUGCGAGGCGCUCGGACUCGAAUGGCGCCUGACCGUCCUGUACGACUGCGAUGAG